AUAUUACGGUUGAGCCACCGAACAAAAGCCGCUCUUGGACUCUAGUCCAACACAGAAAAGGAUCUCCGAGUCACAGAGCGGAGAACGGUUCAGAGGGCGAGGCGGAGACGAAGAAGUCAUCUUCAACUCAAUUCCCGUUCACGGAGACAAUUUCGAGACCCUCUGUCAAAUCUCCCGAGAGCUUUUAUGGCGGUUCCCGCGGGUUUCUAGGGUUUUGUGGGCGGCCGAGGAGGGAGGGAGGAGGGUUUUUCUCGAUGGACAUGCCCGGGAGGCGAUCCAACUACACUCUCCUCAGCCAAUACCCCGACGACCCGCUGCCCGCCGGAGCUCCCCUUCCUUACUACGAGUCCUCCCACUCCGGCGACGGCAAGAACGCCAAGGGGAAGGCCGAGAGGGGUUUAGAUUGGGACGCCACCGGCGAUCACAGGGGCAACCGGAUCGGGGCCUUGUACGCGCCGAUCCCGUUGCAGAGGGAGUCGAGCGGGAGUAGCUUCGGUGAGAGCUCGCUCUCGGGGGAGUACUAUGCGCCCACUCUGUCGACUGCGGCCGCGAACGAUAUGGACGUGUUUGGCUAUGGGCAUGAGGAUGGGUAUAGAAUUGGGGGCGGCGGCGUGGGAGGAGAACUGAGGGCGAAGGGGACGGACGUGGCGGUAGCGGUGGCAGCAGGCGGCGGCGGAGGAUCGUCGUCGGGGAAGAGCUGGGCGCAGCAGACGGAGGAGAGCUAUCAGUUGCAGUUGGCUCUGGCGCUCAGGCUUUCAUCCGAAGCCACUUGUGCCGAUGAUCCCAACUUUUUAGAUCCUGUUCCCGAUGAGUCUGCUUCGAGGUCUUCAUCUUCAGGUUCAGCUGAGGCGGUGUCGCAUCGCUUCUGGGUAAAUGGCUGCCUGUCAUACUCUGACAAAGUUCCUGAUGGGUUUUACCUUAUACAUGGGAUGAAUCCUUAUGUGUGGACAGUAUGUACUGAUUUACUGGAGAAUGGUAGAAUUCCAACGAUUGAAUCUCUCAAGUCUGUUGAUCCUUCCACCAACUCUUUGAUGGAAGUGGUUCUGAUUGAUCGGCGAAGUGACCUAAGCUUAAAAGAAUUCCAGAAUAGGGUUCUUGGCUUAUCCUGUAGCUGCAUAACCACUGAAGAGGUUGUAGAUCAACUUGCUAAGCUUGUUUGCAAUCUUAUGGGGGGCUCAGCUUCUGGGGGAGAGGAUGACUUAAUUUCAAUUUGGAUGGAAUGCAGUCAUGAUCUUAAGGAUUGCUUAGGGUCUGUUGUUGUUCCAAUAGGUAGCCUCUCAGUUGGUCUCUGCAGGCAUCGCGCCUUACUUUUCAAAGUACUUGCUGACGUGAUUGAUUUACCAUGUCGGAUUGCAAAGGGAUGCAAAUACUGUACAAGAGAGGAUGCUGCAUCUUGUCUUGUCCGUUUUGGACUUGAAAGGGAGUAUCUUGUUGAUUUGAUUGGGAAGCCCGGUCAUUUGUGUGAGCCUAGUUCUUUGCUCAAUGGACCAUUAUCCAUCUCAAUAUCAUCACCACUACGGUUUCCACGUCUUAGACCUAGCGACAUGACAAUUGAUUUCAGGUCAUUAGCCAAACAGUAUUUCGUGGAUUGCCAAACGCUUAAUCUUGUGUUUGAUGAUCCUUCAACAGGUCUUGUUGAUGAAGAUUUGUCCAGAGUCCCGCAGUCUGAUAGAAGGGACAUGGAAAGAAGUGGCAACAUGCAAAGCUCAAGCAGCAGUGAUGAAAACCCACAGUUGCUGCUGCAUGAAACAGCUGCUGAACCAAGUGCUGAGGAAGCUGAUUCCCAACAAUUUAAGUCUUGCAGUCCUCUGCAAAAUAUUGUACAUUCUGCAAAAUUUGGUGGGGAUCCAAUUCCCCGUAAGAACCUCCCUCCAAGUGGGCAUACAAGUUCUCGACCAAUAAUAGCCGUGCCUGGUCCAAGAGUGGAUGCCUCUAGAGAUUCAAGGUUUGCAGAUGGAGGUCUGUUUGUACAUCAAGAAGUAUCACUUGAAAUAGAGGAUCUAAAAAUUCCUUGGAGUGAUCUUGAAUUAAAGGAGAGGAUCGGAGCAGGGUCCUUUGGAACAGUUCAUCGUGCUGACUGGCAUGGAUCGGAAGUAGCAGUGAAGAUUCUCAUGGAACAGGAUUUUCAUGCAGAACGCUUUAAGGAAUUUUUGAGGGAGGUUGCGAUAAUGAAACGGUUGCGGCAUCCAAAUAUAGUUCUCUUUAUGGGUGCAGUCACCGAGCCUCCUAAAUUGUCCAUAGUAACUGAAUAUCUAUCAAGAGGCAGCUUGUACAGGCUUUUACAUAAACCCGGUGCGAGAGAAAUAUUGGAUGAGAGGCGUAGGUUGAACAUGGCACUUGAUGUGGCAAAAGGAAUGAAUUAUCUUCACAAACUCAAUCCUCCAAUCGUUCAUCGCGAUUUGAAAUCUCCAAAUCUUUUGGUUGACAAAAAGUAUACAGUUAAGGUUUGUGAUUUUGGUCUUUCCCGUUUUAAGCCAAGGACGUUUCUCUCAUCAAAGUCAGCAGCAGGAACUCCUGAGUGGAUGGCACCAGAGGUUCUCCGUGAUGAGCAAUCAAAUGAAAAGUCGGAUGUUUAUAGCUUUGGAGUAAUCUUGUGGGAGCUUGCAACACUGCAACAACCAUGGAGUAAUUUAAAUCCUGCACAGGUUGUGGCAGCAGUUGGUUUCAAGGGGAGAAGGCUUGAGAUUCCACGAGAUUUGAACCCUCAAUUGGCUUCUCUUAUUGAGGCCUGCUGGGUCGGUGAACCCUGGAAACGGCCGUCUUUCUCCCGUAUUAUGGAAUCUUUGAAGCCAUUGGUUAAACCUCCAUUGCCUCAACAAAGUCAUGUAAAUAUGCCGCUAAUUACCUAGACGAGUGCUGCUUGAGGAGUGUUGAUAUGACUUGGGACUUUUUGGGGCGUGGUCAUGCAAACCUUGUGACCCUCUGCGAAUCUUUCUUGUACAUUUCGCCUCGUCGUCAAGGAUUCGGACUAUUACAUUAGUUGCCCCGACAAAGUUAUGAUCAUUAUUUUUCUGAUUCCCCGUCAGAAUAUUAUUCUCGCAUUCUGUCAAAUCAUAUUGGUAAGAUGUAUAGCUAGCUAUUCCUCUCAUAAUUUUGUAUGUAAAGGUUGUAUCUACAAUUGUUGAUUGAGGGAACACUUGCGACGGCAAGAAGUUGGAGCAUUUUGCAAGA
Molecule: messenger RNA, 3171 nt
Organism: Rhodamnia argentea
Lineage: Eukaryota; Viridiplantae; Streptophyta; Magnoliopsida; Myrtales; Myrtaceae
Product: serine/threonine-protein kinase CTR1
Exons: 16
Coding region: 255-2849 (864 amino acids)
Biological process (GO): protein phosphorylation
Molecular function (GO): ATP binding; protein kinase activity
Source: RefSeq, a predicted model, not a curated record